AUGACAAAAGCUAAUGUUUACGAGGAAAGAGACUUCAGACUGCACUUGGAUUCUGAGUGGAGUGAUCCACAGCACUGCCUUGUUGAUAUAGAUGGAGAGUUCGCAAGUCGGAAAAAACUUGCCUUGGCUGACCUGCUGUCGGACAUAUCUGACAAACUGGACCUCGGCCAUAUCACCUUUGGUAUUUUUAUCGAUCUCAAAGAAGCCUUCAACACUAUUAAUCAUGAAAUUCUGUGCUGUAAACUAGAACACAGUGAAACUGAUGAACCCACAAUAAUUACUCCAUCGAGUAGUAUCAGAUUAUCAAGUGUUAGUAGCAGAUUAUCAAGUGUUAGUAGCAGAUUAUCAAGUGUUAGUAGCAGAUUAUCAAGUGUUAAUAGCAGAUUAUCAAGUGUUAAUAGCAGAUUAUCAAGUGUUAGUAGCAGAUUAUCAAGUGUUAGUAGCAGAUUAUCAAGUGUUAAUAGCAGAUUAUCAAGUGCUAAUAGCAGAUUAUCAAGUGUUAGUAGCAGAUUAUCAAGUGUUAGUAGCAGAUUAUCAAGUGUUAGUAGCAGAUUAUCAAGUGUUAAUAGCAGAUUAUCAAGUGUUAAUAGCAGAUUAUCAAGCCAAACCAGCAUCAUGCACAGAAAACUCAUAUUGACUUGA
Molecule: messenger RNA, 642 nt
Organism: Saccoglossus kowalevskii
Lineage: Eukaryota; Metazoa; Hemichordata; Enteropneusta; Harrimaniidae
Source: RefSeq, a predicted model, not a curated record